GCUGCAAAGAAAGAAAAGGCGACAAUCAAACCUGAGGAAGAAGUAUUUGUGAAUUUAACCCCUGAUGGAGAGAAAAAAGAUAUGAGUAACCCAAUGGCAAAUGGAUACAACCCACCUGCUGUGGAAGCGGCUUGGUACUCUUGGUGGGUCAAAUCUGGAUUCUUUGAACCCGAAUAUGGACCAGAUGGGGACAUCAAACCCGCUGGAAUGUUCGUCGUACCGGCUCCACCCCCAAACGUAACCGGAAGUUUGCAUAUUGGCCAUGCUUUGACAAUUGCUAUCCAAGAUACGUUGGUGAGAUGGAACCGGAUGUUAGGCAAGACGGUGCUGUUCAAUCCCGGCUUUGAUCAUGCUGGUAUUUCAACGCAAUCGGUUGUAGAGAAACGACUAUUCAAAUCUACAGGUCAAACCCGACAUGAUCUAGGACGUGAAAAGUUUUUGGAGAGGGUAUUCUCCUGGAAAGAAGAGUAUCAAUCAUGCAUCACCAAUCAAUUGAAUCGUCUCGGUGCUUCGUAUGAUUGGAGUCGAGCAAGGUUUACCAUGGAUCCACAACUUUCAAAAGCGGUCGUCGAGGCAUUCGUCCGCUUACACGACGAAGGUGUCAUCUACAGAUCAAAUCGACUAGUCAACUGGUGUGUUAGACUGAAUACUGCGUUGUCCAAUGAAGAAGUCGAUCAGUUGGAAAUCAAGGGCAAGACGAUGUUGACGGUACCAGGAUAUGAGCCGACGGAGAGAUUUGAAUUUGGAACUAUGGUCUACUUUGCGUGGGAAAUUGAGGGCACAAGCGAAAGAAUCACUGUAGGAACAACUCGUCCGGAGACCAUCUUGGGAGAUGUGGCAAUCGCUGUGCACCCUGAGGAUGAACGGUACAAGCACCUGGUAGGAAAGCGACCUAUCCAUCCUUUCAUUCCAUCUCGAAAGAUGGUCAUUGUGGCCGAUGAACUAGCUGAUCCCACCAAAGGUACUGGAGCGGUCAAGAUCACCCCUGCGCAUUCUUUUGAGGAUUACGAGGUCGGAGUGAGACACAAAUUAGAAAUGAUCAACGUGCUCAAUGACGAUGGAACUAUGAACUCCAACGCGCCUGCUCCAUAUGCCGGAAUGAAACGUUUCCACGCAAGGAAAGCAAUCGUGAUCGCCUUGAAGGAAAAGGGUCUUUGGAUCGAAACUAAGGAUAAUGGAACCAUGCAACUUCCUGUAUGUGCAAAGAGUGGGGACUUUAUAGAGCCACUCAUUAAGCCACAAUGGUGGGUAAACUGCAAAGACCUUGCGCAAGAAGCUAUCAAGCGAGCGCAAGACGGCGAGUUGAAACUUUUCCCGAAAGCUACUGAACGGGAGUGGUACAGUUGGUUGGAAGGAAUGCGUGAUUGGUGUAUAUCACGACAACUAUGGUGGGGACAUCGAUGCCCUGUAUACUUUGUGAACAUCGAGGGCAAACAACAAGACGAAACCGACGGCUCUUAUUGGGUUGCAGGACGGACUCAGGAAGAAGCUGAGGAGAAAGCAAAACGCAUGUUUCCUAAUGACAAAUUUGUCUUGAGACAAGACGAAGAUGUGCUCGAUACCUGGUUCUCAUCUGGUCUCUGGCCCUUUUCAAUCAUGGGGUGGCCAGACAAGACUCCAGAUUUCGAAAAGUUUUAUCCAGCCUCGCUCUUGGAAACAGGAUGGGAUAUCAUCUUCUUUUGGGUAGCCAAGAUGACGAUUCUUGGUGUGAAACUCACGGGCAAGAUGCCUUUCAACGAGGUGUUUUGUCAUGCUAUGAUUCGUGAUGCCCACGGCCGAAAAAUGUCAAAGAGUAAAGGAAAUGUGAUCGACCCGAUUGAUGUGAUUGAUGGAAUAUCCCUCGAUAGUCUUCAUGGAAAAUUGCAAUCAGGUAACCUCGACGCAAAGGAGUUGAAGACCGCCUUGGCUGGUCAAAAGGCAGACUUUGGAAAAACUAAUGGUAUUCCACAAUGCGGGGCUGAUGCUUUACGAUUUGCAUUGUGUGCUUAUACUUCCUCUGGUCGCUCAAUUAACCUGGAUGUACUUCGAGUUGAGGGUUAUCGAAAGUUUUGCAAUAAACUUUGGAACGCAACAAAAUUCGCCUUGUUGAAGCUAGACGAAAAUUUCGUUCCCAGGACCACAAGCGAGCCAACCAAACAGGAAAGCUUAGUUGAACGAUGGAUCCUUCACAGGUUGAACGAAUGUUCACAAACGGUCAACAAAGCUUUAGAAGAUCGCGUAUUUAUGGCUGCUACAUCCGCAGUUUACGAGUUUUGGCUCUACGACCUGUGUGAUGUUUAUAUCGAAGCGAUGAAACCGAUGACUGGCCCCGACGCAACCCCUGCAACCAGCCUUUCAGCUCAGAACACACUCUACACGUGUCUUGACGAAGGUUUGAAAUUGCUCCAUCCUUUCAUGCCAUUUGUCACGGAAGAACUGUGGCAACGCUUACCUCGUCGGCAGCAAGAUACUACCCCUUCAAUCUGCAAAGCCUCUUUCCCUAUCCACAGCACCGUCUUCCAAGAUCAUAGGUCAUUCAAAGACUUUGAACUGGUCUUUGCUGCUAUCAAAGCUGUUCGCUCUAUCGCAGCUCAAUAUGGUCUUCGAACCAACUUGCAAAUCACCGUGUCUGCGGCCGACUCCGAGUCUAUUAGUUUGUUGGAAAGCCAGGCUGAUACAGUGCAGGCAUUGAUCAAAGGAUGCACUUCUGUAAAGAUUGUAACACGCGUUUCAGAAGUCCCUGCCGGAUGUCUGGCUGAGACCAUCAAUGCCAACGUUUCUGUUCACCUACUAGUCGCUGGAGUACUUGACUUGGAUAAGGAGAUUCAAAAGGCCACUAAACGGAUAGAGGCCAUCAACUUAUCUGUCGAUAAGCUACAAAAGCAGAUGCAAGUACCAGACUACGAUACCAAAAUUCCGGAGGAAGUUAGGAAAACAAACUCUGAGAUGCUCUCGAAUCAAGAGCAAGAGAUCCAAACUCUCCAAAGACAAAUUAGCAAUUUUGCCGCUAUGGCAUAAACAACAAAAAGUUGCAUGUGUCUAAAAGUAUUUGAAAGCCUCUCAUCCAGGAUCGUUAUCAUUGAUGCUAAAGUAACUCAUUCGCAUGUUGUAACGCUUUUUAGGAAAGCGGUAGCUGGCGUAGAGUCUCUUUGAUUUCCAAUAUCUUGAAUGAUGGUUUGCAUAUCGCCUCAUUGCUUCUUGUCCGUUGAUUGAGUUUUCUACUGCUAAGAUUUGUCGAGCUGGAAAUGUGAUAGACAAGGUGAAGCCUCUGUGCAGUCACUGUGAAUGAGUAGCGGAACAUUGUAGCUAGCCCAAAGGUCUAUUCAAGAUGUCAUGCACCGUCAAUCUUUGACAUCCUACCUACGCAUGAUACGGUCACAG
Messenger RNA from Melampsora larici-populina 98AG31, 3360 nucleotides. RefSeq lists its product as uncharacterized. Gene Ontology annotation, biological process: valyl-tRNA aminoacylation. Bases 82 to 2997 code for a protein of 971 amino acids. Lineage: Eukaryota; Fungi; Basidiomycota; Pucciniomycetes; Pucciniales; Melampsoraceae. The transcript has 17 exons. Gene Ontology annotation, molecular function: valine-tRNA ligase activity; aminoacyl-tRNA deacylase activity; ATP binding. Gene Ontology annotation, cellular component: cytosol. The record is from RefSeq and is a predicted model, not a curated record.